Messenger RNA from Postia placenta MAD-698-R-SB12, 5886 nucleotides. RefSeq lists its product as hypothetical. The coding region runs from base 1 to 5886 and encodes 1961 amino acids. Gene Ontology annotation, cellular component: Scc2-Scc4 cohesin loading complex. Gene Ontology annotation, biological process: establishment of mitotic sister chromatid cohesion; establishment of protein localization to chromatin; replication-born double-strand break repair via sister chromatid exchange. Gene Ontology annotation, molecular function: chromatin binding. The record is from RefSeq and is a predicted model, not a curated record. The transcript is spliced from 29 exons. Lineage: Eukaryota; Fungi; Basidiomycota; Agaricomycetes; Polyporales; Adustoporiaceae.
AUGAACAAGAACGACUGGUAUCGGCAACAGCCAAAUGGGUAUCAUCAAGAAUAUUCCUCACCGCAGGUGCCUGCGGGCAGGGUGACCGCGGAUUCGGUGCAAGAUGCACACGCGCUACUGGCCGUAUACCCCUUCGCUUCGGCAACGCCUGCUACACACGUUGCUAGGCAUCUGAGUAACCUCUCCAUAUCUGCCGCACCGCCUUCGUAUAUCCAGCAGCACGCAUACGGCGGACAGGCGUCCUCUUCACACUCCCCGCAUUUUCCCGUAUCUUCGGAGUAUGCUGCAGAACUCAACCACAUGGCGUCACCGUCUAUCCCUGCAUAUGACGGAGGUUAUUGGGAGGCCACGAGGAACGACGCUGUCAAGUAUUUAGGGGAGCAAGGCUUCGCAUACUCUUACUAUAACUCAUCAAGUCCAUGGGAUCAGUCAUUCUCUCACCCAUCGAGUUAUCAAAGCAUCCCCUUCGCGCAUUCCGUCUUCCAACACUCCGCCCCGUCCACUGCAUAUCCGACCCCUCCGCCCCCGGGCAUCAGUACAUCAUCUUCCUCUCUUGCGCAUGCACUAGAGGAGCCUAUACCAAAACGCGCAAAGACCAUAUACAAGCCCGAGGAGUCAAAGCAGUUCUUCAACGACUUCAUUGCGAAGAGUAGCGCAGACGCUGCCUCUCAGUCUCUGCUGAAACGGAGCCAUCCGACGACUCCCCAUCGUCCAAGGCAAGUGCUGAGGGAGGAGGAAAGCCCCGACCCUCUCGCUAUUGGUUUCUCUAGCCCGCAUACACCCACAAGUAUGCAGACGCCACGCAAGCGAAAGACCAUACCCUGCGUGGAACUGCCAUCCCUGAAGCGUCUACAGCUCGAUCAAGUCAGCAAAACCAGCUCGAAGUCGUCGGCUAAAUCAUCAACGAAACUCGCUCGUACGCCGACGGUGUCAACCGGAAAUGUCCUAGGCACGCCCACGGCGAAACGGUUGCUGCCCUAUGUGGAAGUACCCUGCUUGCCCCAAGAGUACCUCACUCCGACAUCGCGUAAGCGGACUCGCUCGCCGUCUCGCACGCCUGUAUUGAACGGCAAGGGGAAGGGGAAAGCCAGGGACAUGGAUUAUGAUGGCGAUUUGGGAGGAUUUGGGUCGAGUGAUGACGACGGCCCUAGGAACGGUCACCGACCUAUCCCCAACGGCAGCGUCCACUCAUCCAGCAAGCGGGCCACCGGCGAGAGGGAUGACCGAGCUCCAAUCGAGAAGUUCACGACAUUGCUGGAAGACAUAUUCGAGGCAGAAGAUUCCUUGCCACCGGAUGCUGACGUGCGCGACUUGCCAUCGGAGUUCUUCUCGCCGCACACUGUCGAGAGUGCAUAUCCUCUUCUCCACCCCAACCUUAUUCGGAAGCUAUCCACCCAUAUAGGCAAGGUCGCACGCCCGAGCAAGCGUAUGCGCCUCUCCUCCCGCGAGGGUAAUGCGCAUAGUGAGACUCCCCGUCGGAAAGGGAGGAUGGCGGAGGUUGACGCAGCAGUGUUGUCGAGAACUCUCAAGAUCCUUGAGCGAAGCGUCAAAGCUGGCGAGGACCUCGAGCCAUUUGGCGCUGCUGCACCCAUUGUCCCGAAGAAACCACCGAGCAGCCCAAGGAAGAAGUCCACCAAGAAGGGACAGACCGGUGAGGACAGGCGCUCGAAAACUCCUAAGUCCCUCAACGAUGAGCCUGGCUCUGGAGAUGAAGGCCUCUCUGUCGGUGUCGAUGACGACUCGGCUUCGCAGGCUGUGACAGAGACGGACCUAGAGAAGUUGUCCAAUACCCUGGAUGUGGCGAGAGAUAGCCUUUUGGCGGCAGAUUGUUGCAUCGGACUACUCAGUAGUGAUCGACUUACGAAACAGUUGUACUCGGAAGAGCUGAUCACAACGUGCCUCAGCACUGUCAAAAAUCAGCUAGCAAAGAUUGUCUAUCCCUUCGUGGAGGCAUCUACUGAUAGUAAUCAUCAGCCACCCCUGCUGCGACACGUCGUACAGCCAUCUUCCCGCGAUGGCAGUCAUCGACGCCAAUUGGCAGAGAUAUUCCAGGCUAUUUCUUCAGUCGUCCCUCGCAUUAACGACCUAGUAUCUGCUGAGACGAUGGCCAUGUCCGAAUCCAUCAUCAUACAGGCCGUCUACAUUGCCAUAGGGCCGUUCUUUGUGACGGAGGGCAGUGAAAGCGAAGGUAAGGGUAAGAAGGACCUUGCUGUGUUACACACAUUGGGCAAUAGCGCCAUGAGAGGUCUAAGGCUGGAUGCGCUAGCAUUGAUGCGAAGUAUCUUCGCCAACCAUGAAGAACAACGCAGCUGGAUCAUUGAAGAAAUCCUCUCAUCUCUCAUCAAGCUUUCAGACACCAAGCAGAAGGCCGGCCAAUUUCGAUUGCGCGAUGGUCGCUCUAUUCGUACUGUGUCCGCCUUGCUCCUACAGCUCGUACAGACGUCUGCACACGACGUGCGUGUGGAAGCCCGCGCCCUCCAGAGUGCGCGCGAGCAAGUGCUCGCCAUGCGUCGACAAGAGUCAUCGGGUGAUCUGCGCCAAGGCCCCUUCCUUGAUGAGAAGGACAUGGAGGAAAUCCGCCUGUACACGUCUGGUCUGGACUCUGCAACCAAAGCAGCUAAGACAAUCAUUGCCUUCCUAACCCAGCGGUCGGGGAAGAGCAAGGUUACUAAGAACUCGAAUGAAGCUGAAUACAGGACUAUAUUUGACAAUCUCAUCUCCGACCUGUUGGCAGUGCUCUUUUGGCCUGAGUGGCCAGCGGCUAGUCUUCUCCUGAGCAUCAUUUGCAAGUUCAUGGUAUCUUCCUUAGAUGACGUGAAGACGACGAACCAAAAUGAUAACAAUGCCAUCAAGACUAUUGCUCUCGAUCACCUAGGGGUCAUAGCAGCUCACUUGCGGUCGACGCUGCUCAAGUUCCGCGACGAGAAAGCCCUCAAACCUUUGGACGAGGUACUGCUUUUCAGUCUGCGUCUCGCGCUGAAAACUAAUUCCCGUUCUCAGAUCUUGUCAUCUGUUAACACGAAGCAAUUGCAACGGUUGGCUUGUGCUCACCAGGAUCUUGGUUCACACCUCACUAAGCGCGCAUCAGAGGACCAAGCAUAUGAUAGUGCGCGUGAAUUGACGGCUGUUUUGUGGGGACAAGAGCUAGCAUUCACCCUGCAACAAUGUAGUGCCAUGAUCACGGAUACAGGCGAAGAUCUCGAUCCCCUGGUUGAUCGAAGCAAAAUCCUUGCGUUCGGUUACAAGGUCAAGGAGGCUCUUCGACGGAUCUGGGAUGGCUCCACCAAUGAUGUGUUCGACGUCGGAGGUACACAUGACGAGGUGGCUCACACCCACCGCUUAUCUGAAGAGAUUGGGACCAUUCAGACUUUCAAGAAUUCCUUCACACCGAUUCUGAAUGUAGUCUUGCAAGCUUUAGAUGCUCCUCCUGUGUUCAUGCGUACAAAGGCGCUCAAAGCAUUGGGGCAGAUUGUUACUAGCGAUCCUAGCAUUCUCUCUACGCCAAAUGUGAGGAGGGCAAUCGAAAGCCAUCUGCUAGACAGUUCUUCUGCUGUCCGUGACGCAGCGGUCGAAUUGAUCGGCAAGUACAUGAUCGACUCGCCAGAGUUUGCUGCCGACUACUUCUCGAAGAUCGCGGAUCGUAUAGCGGACACUGGUCUUGGUGUCCGGAAGCGUGUCAUCAAGCUGCUGAAGUCGUAUUAUCUCGUGUCGGAUGACAGGGGUCGUCGUAUCGAGAUAUGCACCCGCAUUGUCCUGCGCAUGCUCGACGAAGAUGAUACUGUGAAAGACCUGGCCAUCAAAACAAUGGAGGAACUCUGGUUCCAGGGACCAGGGUUCACACAGAGAGGAAAGAGCCUCGCUGUCGCUGACGACAAGUCACAGCUACUUUCGAAGGUAUCUGUCAUCAUGGGUGUCUCUAGUCACUUCAAAGAUCGACAUUCGCCACUGGAGGACCUGCUUCAUCAGAUGAUGGUCGACAAAGGGGGUGCUGAAAUGACAUCUUUGCACACUCGGUAUUCAGAGAUCUGUGAGGCUUUGAUUGAUGGCUUAGUUGAUGCCUCCGAUCUCCCUGGCUUUACAGUUGUCAACUGUGUGCGGACAAUUCAUCUAUUCGCCUCAGCUUAUCCAGCUGUGCUUUCCGGUGCCAAUGCUUCGACCCUUCUUCCGUACCUCAAAAACGCAGCCACACCCGAGGAACAGUCCACCUCUGACUACCUGCUCCGUAUUUUCCGGGCGUCGAUCCCACACAUGCCGAAGACAGCUGCGAAAUUUGGCCAAGAAUUGCAGCUAGCUUUACAGCCGAUGAUCAUCAAACCAUCUGCCUCAGCUGGACUGCUGGGCCUGCAGGAAACCGUUGCAUGCAUGUGUGCAAUUGUGCUUCACAUAACUCACGACUUCGGCCGGCUGGUGGCGCUGUUGAAAUCAUGCAAUGCGCGUUUGCAACAGGCGAUCAGGAGACCGCCCUCACAAGUCAUGACAACAUCUGAGCAACGGGCGCUCUCGAUCCUCCUGUUCAUUGUCUCAUUGCUGUGCGAACACUGUCCGUUCGAUCAAAUACGAGCUGAGAAUGAACAGCUGCGACACGAGAUCGAGAGUGUUACUAAGGGCUCGGUGAUCGAACAUGUCUAUCAGAGUCUUCUAGAGCUCUAUGACAAAUAUCGAGAUGUGGGUCUUAGGGGCCGCAUACUGCAAUGCAUGGGAUUCCUGUUCCGUGCGCAGCCUGCCCUCAUGACGGUCGACGCAUCGGCGAGCAUCAUGGACGCUAUAUUUGCUUCUCCGGAUGAGGAUGCACGAGGUCGCCUCCUGAGGAUCGUGCAAGACUUCCUUGUCUCUGAAGCAUCUAAGCAUGCAGAGAAAGAGAAAGCCAAUUCGAGGUCCAAGUCUUCAAGUGGCAAGGAGGUCAAUAUGGAGGAGCUAGUCGGUAAUACUGACGGGUUCGCCGACUCAGGAGUCAGUUCUGCUGUAGUCCAGCGAUAUCUAGUACCCAUCCUAGAAGCAGCGCUCUCGCAUAACGCUCAGAUACAAACCGCUGCCGUUGAUAUUCUCAGCUUCACCAUCAAGCAGGGACUUGCACACCCGCUUCAGUCGUUCCCCGUUAUUGUUGCGCUGGAAACCAGCCCGAACACUUCUUUUAGUGCACGGGCUAGUGCAUUGCAUACAAUCUUGCAUAGCAAGCAUACAUCACUUCUCAAUGCUCGCUACGUGGUGAGUGCGAGGGCAUCGUUUGAUUAUCAGAAGAAACUGGCACCGGGGCAAGUAUAUGGAUAUCGAAUGACUUCAGGGCCUACUGCGCUCCUACAUAGAUGGUAUUCCCUCGUGCGGGAGAAACGGGCGACCAGGCAAGAUUUCCUCAAGGCACUAGUCAAGGUAUUCGACAUUGAGCUGCAAGCUAAAUCAUCCCAGGACGACGUAGAGUUCGUGCGAUAUAUGGCAGAAAACUUCGCUGCGUUUGAGUACAAGACGCAGGAGGAGGUCCUCACAGUGCUCAAAUAUCUGACCGGCGUCCUCUCGACGACCGGCAUGCAGCUGGUGGAAAACCUUUCCCCGUCUCAUCUACUCUCACAGCUUCACGCGCCAAUGCAACCUAGACUCCCUCUAAUGCGGACGUCGAUCAUUGUUGCGAUGAUCAUGUUGCUGAAGGCGUACCUAAAGAUGUUGUACGGCAUCUCUGAAGAUAAAUGUGCCAAGUGGGUAGUGGGGAAGAAGAGUGCCAUAGGUGACAGGCCCGCUGCGCGGCGCCAUGAGCGACCGCUACUUUGGGAACGAUUAUCGUUCGCCACAGCGCCGUUGCUGACCAACGAGGAUUGCGACGUGCAGCGCACGAAGUUCCUCGAGAUCUGGAACGAGGAUGGACUGACAGCCGAACCCGAAGACGAUUUCGCAUGA